AAACAUUGAUACAAGUGGUUGCUUUUCAGGCAUUAGUUAGUUGCAAGUUACCUCAACAAGAAUACAGUCUUGACAAUGGAUGGUUUCGGUGAUAAUUUUGUCCCAAAUGGAAAUGGUUUAGUUGAUCCUGCAGCGGAGUUCUUGGCUCGGGAGCAGGAUGAACUGGCUGGUCUGGAAGAUCCUCCACAAAUUGCUCCUUUUGCAGAUGUAGCUCCUGAUGCUGCAAUUGCUGAAGCUGAUGCUCUGCAACAAGCUGCUGAUGAGGCAAACUAUGCUGCUGCUGCAGCUGCCGCAGCCUCUGGAGCUGAUGUGAUGGGAACACCAUUGCGCACACCUGAGAGAGUCAUGACACCAGUGCCUCGAGUUGAGCCAGAGGCAAUCAAGAUUUGGCGGGAGGAACAUCAACGCAAACUUGUGAUGAAGGAUGAGGCAGAGGAGGAAGCAAAAGAAGCUCUACGGGAGAAGGCUAAGCAGGAGCUGGCCGACUGGUACAAGCAGCACGAUGAGCAGGUCGCUAAGACACGCCAGGCUAACAGGGAGGCCUGCAAGAGUGCAGAGAAGGAGCUGGUGGCGGACACAGAGCGCCCAGAGCCAGGCACCGAGUGGGAGCGCAUUGCCAAGCUCUGCGACUUUAACCCCAAGACGGCCAAGAGCAGCAGGGAUGUGUCGCGCAUGCGCUCCAUCAUCCUGCACGUGAAGCAGAGCCCGCCUCUUAAAGCCUAAGUCAUCUCGACGCCGUCUGUCCCUUUACACUAUUAUUGUUUCAUAGUGGUUAAUAUUGAAAGUGAACACGCUUUAUUUAUUGUCAGUCCGCCUCUCAAAAUCCAAUCAGCCUGUGUCGCAACAGAAUUUGAAAAGCAGUGCAAUUGUGCCAAUGAACCGACAUAGGAGACAGUUUUGUUUGUAGACGAAUUCUAGUUAUUCAUUGGUCUUACAGUCGGUCCCUUACCAGAGUGCUUCUUUGCUCAGUAUAAAUUACCAUCAGUUCUUUAGCUUCCCCAAAUUUGUUGAAUGUCACAACCCACAACUUGACAAGCGUUAAGAAGUUGUUUCAAGAAACCCAUUCUAUCGAUUGCAUCCUUAAACGUGAGAUUUGUUUUAAUGAUAGGUGUGAUCCUGCCAUUAGAUUUUUUCUUUGGGUAUUUACGAAUUUUUACCCGUUGAAUUAGGACUUGACUGAAGCUAUAUGUGUUACAAAGUAGGCUGCAUAACCACUUUGAAAAUGUUUUUGGAUAAACUUGAGGUUUACGAUGUCCGAGUGUUCGCAAUGUAUCAAUUAGCUUUUUUUACGUAAUCUCUGGUUAAAAAUGUUAAUCUCUGGGUAAAAAUAUAGUUUCAAUAUUCAUUUUUAAUUGGUCUAAUAGCGUUUCUGAAGUUUAAUUUACUGGCUCAGUUGGUGGUAUUGCUGGCAAGAUAUCCACGAUAAUCACACAAUGACUGCAGUCCAUUUCUAGGAGCAACGGUGUUCCGUUCUAUUUAUUUAAUAUACUGGAAUCUAGCGAGUUCUCUAGCCCUCAAUUUUUCGUAGAAGAUUAUAAUGUUUUCCGUGAGCUACAUUUAAGAUUCAAUUGAUUCGAACUCGUAUCGAUUUUUGUGUGCUGCAAUCUUGUUCAUAAAAAAGCAAGGUUGUCUCUUCAUUGUUCUUUUAGUUUGAAAUAUUCCGUUUGCUUUGCAUAUUUAGGGAUUGAAAUUAGCAAUGUAACUUAUACAUACCAAUAUCCCCUUCGAUGUUACUAAAAUUCUAUCUGAACUGUGAAACGUAGGAAAUUUUUUUUGAUGGACGAUCCAGUCGCUUUUCAAAUUGAUUCAAUUCGUCUGGAAUUAAUUCAUAUUCAUACACCACUCGGCCCUUCAUCAACAUUCUACGUGCAACUAAUGAACCGUGCGACUCGUAUAAGGCUUAUAAGGGUAGUUCAGUGAUGAGUCAAAAUAAUAACGAAUCUUUAUUUUGCGUGAUCAUCAGCUCAGUGAAUUGCAUGAUCGAUUGUUUUUUCUGAAACUUGUUAUUUUGGAGCCGCUUUCCUAAUAUUGAAGUAUAUUUUUAGUUUAUCUCUUAGAAAAUAUCCGUAGAGUUAAUUUCUCUUAUUACCGCAGAGAGGAGCUAAUAGUCUGUCUUGUUAGCAUAGCAGUUGUAUUGCUUAGCACGGCAAGUACAGAUUUAUAACAGGUCA
This is a messenger RNA of Hyalella azteca, 2171 nucleotides long. RefSeq names its product clathrin light chain (gene Clc). The transcript is spliced from 7 exons. The coding region runs from base 76 to 723 and encodes 215 amino acids. Gene Ontology annotation, cellular component: postsynaptic endocytic zone cytoplasmic component; synaptic vesicle membrane; plasma membrane. Gene Ontology annotation, biological process: intracellular protein transport; clathrin-dependent endocytosis; clathrin coat assembly. Gene Ontology annotation, molecular function: structural molecule activity; clathrin heavy chain binding. Lineage: Eukaryota; Metazoa; Arthropoda; Malacostraca; Amphipoda; Hyalellidae. The record is from RefSeq and is a predicted model, not a curated record.